This is a messenger RNA of Apodemus sylvaticus (European woodmouse), 2372 nucleotides long. RefSeq names its product zinc finger protein 764-like. The transcript has 3 exons. The coding region runs from base 234 to 1622 and encodes 462 amino acids. Gene Ontology annotation, biological process: regulation of DNA-templated transcription. The record is from RefSeq and is a predicted model, not a curated record. NCBI's taxonomy places the organism in Eukaryota, Metazoa, Chordata, Mammalia, Rodentia, Muridae.
CACACACACAAACACACACGCAUGCACACAUACAUAUAUGCACAAAUACUGCUAUCAUUCUUAGGAGUUCAUCAAGUCCUCCUUCUGUACUGCUUCUAUGAGUUUUCAAUUUUUGCCUACAUUAGGGUGCUCACGGAGCUGCCCCUUCUUAGUCCUUGUACCGCGGCAACCUAAGGCCAGGCAGGCGAUCCAGUGGGCAUUGGACUGACCCGAGAACGGUGCGGGGAGUCUCCAUGGCGCCACGGAUUGCCCCGGAAAGGGCCUCCGCACAGCCUGCGUUCUGUAAGCCCGGGACUGUGAGCUUCGCGGACGUGGCCGUGUACUUCUCCCCGGAGGAGUGGAGGUGUCUGCGGCCGGCGCAGAGAGCCCUAUACCGGGAGGUGAUGCGAGAGACCUAUGGUCUCCUGGGCUCUCUCGGAGUCGGAGGCGCCAAACCAGCGCUCAUCUGCUGGGUGGAGGAAGAGACCGAACUGUGGGGACCCUGUGCCCAGGACCCCGAGGUGGCCAUGUGCAAGACAGAAGUCGACUCAGAUUGCAGACAUGAGGAGGAAAGAAAGAGACCAGGAGAAGAGACGGAGGCAAUCCAGAAGACGUUUUGUACAGAAGCUGGGCUGAAGGAGCCAUGCCCCUCCUUUGCUGUCCCUCCUAGCAACUUGGAUCUGCUGUCCAAGGAUCCUCAACAGGGGCAGCCCACCUCUGGUGCUGUUCAGGCCACGGUCCUAAGGGCAGACAAGCGUCAUGAGUGCCAUGUGUGUGGGAAGAGUUUUUCCCGACAGUCCAAACUUGUGGAGCACCUGUACGCUCACACAGGUGAAAAGCCGUUUUGUUGCCCAGACUGCAACAAAUGCUUUGGCCGGGCUUCUUCCCUGAGAACGCACAGAGCCAGACACCGAGGGGAACGGCCUCAUCGCUGUCCAGACUGUGGGAAGAGUUUUGCCCAGCGGUCCACACUGGUGGCGCACAUGUACACGCACACAGGCGAAAAACCAUUCCGUUGCCCUGACUGCAACAAAUCCUUCAGCCGGCCUUCUUCCCUGAGCACGCACCGGGCCAUACACAGAGGGGAGCGGCCUCAUUGUUGUCCUGAAUGUGGCAGGGCCUUCACACAUCGCUCUGGCCUCAUUACCCACCUCCGCGUCCACACUGGGGAGAAGCCUUACUGUUGUGCUGACUGUGGCCGCCGCUUCAGCCAGAGCUCUGGACUCCAUGAGCACCAGCGGGUCGUGCACAGUGGCAUGACCCCCUUUCCCUGCACACACUGUGGCAGAGCCUUUGCCCGUGCCGCUUAUCUUCGGUGCCACAUGCGCACCCACACGGGCGAAAAGCCUUAUUCAUGUCCUGAGUGUGGACGCUGCUUUAGCCAGAGCUCUGACAUGGCAGCCCACAGGCGGACCCACAGUGGAGAGCGACCCUACCCCUGCCCUCAGUGUGGUAGAUGCUUUCCCACGAAGUCAGCUAUGACAAAGCACCAGUGGAUCCAUCGGCCAGGAGCCAAAGUCAACAGGGACAGAAAAACCAGUCAGUUAUCUUUAUCCCUGGACCCUGGCCAAGAGGACCCGGAUCCACCUGUGGGCUUCCGGCACUACCCAGAGAUAUUCCAGGAGUGCGGGCAAUGGUCUUAAAAGUGCCAACAUAGAGGGGGAAAUGUGUACAUUGUUUGAAGCCCAUAUGCUUUCAUCUCUGACAGCCUCCGGAAGUCACAGACGGUCUAGCUAGUGCUGGUCCUGGGCACAGGGUAUAGUCUUCUAGCUGCUUACUAGAUGCAUUUGCACACACUGGGAUCCUACUGCUGUCUCUAGGUCUAUUGGGCUGGGGUGGGAAAGCCCGCUAGAACUCCACAUGAGAAGCAGCGGUGGUUUCCUGGCUUAGGAGUAUUGAGAGGAUGGAGGUUGAAGACAGUCUUAUUGACGUCCUUGCCUCUUCGAUUCAGAGGCUGAUGUUGAUGGCUCUGUGUGAAUUGAGCCAGCCUCGUUUUCAGGGAUUGAGUCACUGGUCAAGAGCCUGUCAUGGUGGUGCCUGCCUGUGAUCUCUGCACUGGGGAGGUAGAGACAGGAAGAUCAGGAAUUGGAAACCAGUUUGGGUCACCUGAGAGUGCAUCUAAAAAUAAAUGAAAUAACAACUGGAAUUAAGGUUUAAAAACCAGAGUAUCAUAUGCACCAAAGGCCCAAGUUUCUAGGUUCUCUGGAAAUAAAUCUGAAAUAUUUAGCCAAGCAAACAAGACAGAACAGUUCUGAAGUCCAUUCUCAGUACUCUAUUUACUAUAUACUGUAUGUGUUGGCACAUGCUUAGUUGCAGGACUCGGUAGCUGGUGGCACAAGGAUGUUCAGAAGUUCAAGGCUGCUCUCAGUUACACACACACACACACACACACA